Messenger RNA from Paraglomus brasilianum, 1314 nucleotides. The record is from the annotation of a GenBank genome assembly. NCBI's taxonomy places the organism in Eukaryota, Fungi, Glomeromycota, Glomeromycetes, Paraglomerales, Paraglomeraceae.
AUGGGUUUGCCUAUGUUUGUAUCUCCUCCAUUGCCCAAGAGACAGUUACCCUCUAAACAAAGCGACUCGGCAGAUUCAGAUACUUCAAGGACUCGUGGAGACUCCGAAGACCGUCAUCGUCGUCGAUCAUUCCCCUACAAUAUAGUCCAACAGCACAUCCAUCGCCUACAACAGUUGCAAUAUCUCCACCGCACACGAGAUAUGUCCUCCUUCAAUCAAAAUGCGCGCAGAAGUCUACAGUCUGCACAUUUACUGGGUCAAAGUCGUGUGCAUAUGGUACCAGGGGUUUACAAUCCAAAUAUAACAGCAGGAAAUGGUCUGCAUUAUGGAUUCAUACCACAAAGGCUGAGGAUAGAGAGAAGGCAGAGAAGUGGUGAUGGCAGCAAUAGAAUAAGAGACGAUGGGAUGAUGAUGGAUGAGAGUGAUGGGAAUGGAAAUCCUUCAAUAAAUACGCAGACAUCGCCAAGAGCCACAAUACAACCCUCAGAACCGUCAUCUACUACUGUUCCCUCGACUCCAACAAUACCAUCUUCCCCCUCUCCGUCCGAUGAUGUUAUCCGACGAGUAACCCUUAUUCGUCAGAAUCAAAGAAGACCUCGUUUCAGAUUACUAUCGCCUGUGUCGUCUAGGAAUACAACUGCAAACGGGAAUACGUCAAAUGGUAGUUAUUUGCCAUCAAAUCAAUCAUCUAUAUUAACAUCGCCAUCUUCCCCUCAUACGACAAAUGGAAGAAACGAGAGCUUCAUUACACAACAGCUUGCCCUAACGCCGUUGAGUAUAAGUUUAGCUCCGGCAAUUUUAUCAUCUCAUAUAGCAAAUGGAAAUGUUAAUGAGAUUGACCGAAGACAAUAUGGCGAUGGAGUUGGAUGGGGUGAGAGUAGUGGGUAUUAUGGACAUAGUAAUAAUACAACAGGGACAACAACGGGACAGAAUCAGACUUCCUCUUCUCCUUCCCUUUCGUCCCUCGCUCCAUUAUCACCAACAUUACUUUCCCUGAAUCAGGCCUUCCCUCUUUCCGCUCCCCACUCACACAUACAUUCCCAAAACUUUACAAGUCACAGUCAUACCAUACCUCUCGCUCCACAUAGCCUUCACUCGUUCUCCACAUCUGCCGACAGUCAUCGCAUCCUUUCACCUAUACCUCGUCGCUACACCACAUAUCCAGAUGCCCUCGCAGCGACUGAUUUUGAUGUCCCAGAAGAUACAGCGUUUUUAUUUGAUGAUGGGACGAGUGCGGAGUUGGUUACCGUGGCUAACAAUGAGAUUGAGGAAUUUGGGCCCGCCCGAAGUAGUGCUUCUGGAGAGUGUUGUUAG